UUCUUUUCCAUUUAGGUACUUGGCUCAUGGAUCGAGUAUAUUUGAGAUAUCAAGACUUUUCAGAAUGGGAGUGACAACCGUAAGGGAGAUCACGCAGGAGGUUUCACAGGUUCUAUGGUUUGAACUUCAUGGAACAUUUAUGCCGGAGGUAACUGAAGCUAAAUGGAAGCAGUACAGCGAUGAAUUUGAAGUAAAAUGGAACCUUCCCCACUGUUGCGCCGCUGUUGAUGGCAAACACAUUUCCAUUCAUUGCCCUCCGAAUUCCGGUUCGCUUUAUUUUAAUUACAAAAAGCAGCACUCUAUCGUUCUCAUGGCAAUGUGCGACGCUAACUACAACUUUGUUGCUGUAGACGUUGGUGCGUACGGUGGAAAUGCCGACAGCAGCGUGUUCAGCUCAAGCGAAUUUGGCAGUCGCUUGCUACAGGGGCGCUUGGGACUGCCACAAGCAGCAUCACUAGUAGACGGGCCACUUAUGCCAUACUUCAUAGUUGGGGACGCUGCAUUCCCAUUGAAAACCAACCUUAUGCGGCCAUAUCCAGGACGAAAUCUGCCACCCUUACAAGAGCACUUCAAUUACAGAUUGUCCCGUGCAAGAAGAGUAAUUGAGAAUGCCUUUGGCAUCUUAGUAUCGCGUUGGCGUAUACUACUAUCACCUUUAUUCCUCCACCCUGAAUCAGCCGAUAAUUUGGUGAAGGCUACGCUAGUGCUUCAUAAUUUCGUGAAGUCUACGAAUGAACCACAGUACAAUCCUCCGGGAUAUGUUGAUCAAAUUGGACACCGUGGAGAAAUUAUUGUCCCUGGAGAAUGGCGCUCAACAACGGAACCUCUGAACAGCGUUGGAAAUAGCAUUAUUCAACGCGGAAACAAUGCAGCUCGCAGUGCUUAUGAAACACGAGAUACUUUGGCGCAAUACCUGUUUGAAAAUAACAUUUUUUUAUAAUCUAGGCACGAUUUUCGAACAAUGUGCAAAAGAGUAACAAUAAUAAAAUAAGGUCAUUAAUCGAAA
Molecule: messenger RNA, 1006 nt
Organism: Aedes albopictus (Asian tiger mosquito)
Lineage: Eukaryota; Metazoa; Arthropoda; Insecta; Diptera; Culicidae
Exons: 1
Coding region: 65-940 (291 amino acids)
Source: RefSeq, a predicted model, not a curated record